Aspergillus steynii IBT 23096 is the source of this 696-nucleotide messenger RNA. RefSeq lists its product as uncharacterized. The transcript has a single exon. The record is from RefSeq and is a predicted model, not a curated record. Lineage: Eukaryota; Fungi; Ascomycota; Eurotiomycetes; Eurotiales; Aspergillaceae. The coding region runs from base 1 to 696 and encodes 231 amino acids.
AUGACGGAGAGACUUGUAUCUCAUUCCUUCACUCCGACAGGUGAAGUCCUCCUCCACCAUGUGCGGCCUAACGAUGUAACGGAGCUGGGUAGGUGCCUACACUGGAUGGAUAUCAGCUACAUAUUCCUCGAGAGAACCAUAUUCCCAACCGAGUUCAUCGUUCGCUGGGCGAUCUUCCAACCCCUACACGACUACAAUACCAUUCUUUUCGCGGACGCACAUGCCUUCGCUGAUUUCAUGCGCUCCGCCGAGCCGCGCGGUGUCGUCUGGGUUGACGAGAAACUGUCCACAUGGACGCACGACAUCGAGGACAACGUCGGUGACGCUCGUCGACGCGACUACGCGGCUGGUCGUCAGAUCUACGGCAUUCUGCGCUGGUUGCUGGUACAUAUUGCAUUCGCCUGGGAAGAGAACUAUGCCACGGUUGCGAACCUUCGCAACGCCAUGGACUGGUAUGCUGUAAUGCAGAAAAUUGCAACGACCAUGGUCGAGCGUUAUCGAGUGAGGGGUCCGGAUGUGGAUCAUCCCCUGGGACUGGGUUAUACUGCUUUCAUGGCGGGUCUGAAAGACGGGUUUCCGGACAGGGUCGAGCAUCCUUUGGAGCAAAGUGUGUUGAUUACUUUCUCGUCGCGCUCUGAGCACGAGGGUAUUACGAUGUUGCCCAAUUUGGCCUUCUCGCUCCCGGAGGGCUGGUAA